Messenger RNA from Alosa sapidissima (American shad), 3547 nucleotides. RefSeq names its product kelch-like protein 33. Lineage: Eukaryota; Metazoa; Chordata; Actinopteri; Clupeiformes; Clupeidae. The record is from RefSeq and is a predicted model, not a curated record. The coding region runs from base 326 to 2884 and encodes 852 amino acids. The transcript has 9 exons. Gene Ontology annotation, molecular function: protein binding.
GCAACUCGCAAAAGUAAAGCAGAUAGAAAGAACUCACGCAAAUCUAGCCUACAACACGCAGCUUCAUGCGCACGGGAGAGAGAGUGCGCGCACAGGUGUUUUAUGAGUGUUGGCUUCUGAGAUUAUCUUGCUAAUUCACUGAAGAAAGACUUAUGAUUAUGGAUAGAAAGAACAUUCUGAAAAGGAAAGCAGUAAGGCAAUGAGGAGCAAUGCUAUAAUGGAAUACUCAUGUUGCUGUAUCAGCAGAUGAGGACCUGAGAGUGCCACUGACGACGUGACUGCCUCAUAGGCUCACAGGACAAUCCUUCUCAAUUACGUCAGGACAAUGUCCAGGUUCUCUCCAAGGAAGACUCAGCAGGACCCUGAGAAAGAUGUGCCUAUCCGCCAGCGAAUGGCCUUGUUUCAGUCAAACGCAGAGGACAGAGUGGACAUAAGAGGUGGACGAAGAGGGGGAAGAGGAGGAGGAGGAGGGAGGGGGGUAAUGGACAAAGGACGAGGUGGACGAGGAGAAGAGAGCUCCUCGUCCUUGCACCACUCUCCUAAAACAACCCCAGGGCCUCCAAACCCCCCCGCCGCCCAACCUUUAACACCUGACCCCCCCACAGUUACCCCUACCCUUUGCCCCGCCUCUGAUCCUGACCUUCACCCUUAUUCUCUCAGCUCACACUGUGAUUCGCUCUUCAACGCCCUGCGAGGUCUCCUGGGUGAGGAGCUUCUGACGGACUGCGACCUGCAUCUCCGUGGUAACCGCAUCAGGUUCCACUGGGUGGUUCUGGCAGCUGUGAGUGAGAGGGUGGAGGCGUGGCUUCGCACAGGAGAGGCAGGGCUUCAGGAGGCUCUGCAGCAGUUGUCUGCUGGUCAUGUCACAGUGGUGGGACUUCGAGCUUUGCUGGAUUUCGCUUACUGCGGAGGGAUUCUUGGUUCACCAGCUGAGGGUGGGGCACUGGACGCUGUAACGUCUGCUUGCAGAUAUCUGGGUGUUCCGCGACUGACUCAGGUUUGUAAGGGAGAUGGCGCCACCUGUGGGGCGAAUGAGAGAAAGCAGAGCCUGGAGGUCAUCAGGAGACUGUGGGUCAGCAGAGCAGGCUGUGACGUCCUCAUUAAAACUGAGAAUGGAGAGUGUAUUCCAGCUCACCGAGUGGUCCUGGCAGCCGGUGGGGACUACUUCCGGGCCCUCUUCUGCGGAGGGUUACGCGAGUGCGGCCAGGACGUGGUGUUCCUGCGCGGCGUCUCCUCCAGCACACUGCGCCCCCUGCUGGACUUCCUCUACUCGGGCACGCUGGAGCUGGGCUGGGCCUGCGUGUGGGAGGUCACCGAAGCAGCGAUGCAGUUCCAGCUCCAGGGGGCGCUGUCGCUCUGCCUGGCCUUCCUGCAGGAGCGGAUGGACAACAGCUCCUGCCUGGACGUGCUGGCCCUGGCCGAGGCCUACGGGCUGGGGGAGCUGGUGCAGGCGGCUGAGGGCUACAUCCUGGCCCACUUCCAGAAGGUGGCGGAGGGGGAGAAGUUCCGCGACCUGCCUCUCGCUCAGCUGGAGAGGCUGCUGGAGAGAGACUCUCUCAAUGCUGAGAGUGAGAUAGUGGUGUUUCGGGCAGUGCUAUGCUGGAUAGAGGAUGACCGUGAGGGGAGGCUGUUCUACCUGCCCAGACUCCUUCAGAUGGUGCGCCUCCCCCUCAUGUCCCCCUCAGAGCUGCGGGAGGUGCGGAGCUGUGACCUCCUGCAACAGACACGCGCGGGGAGGGCAGCUCUGCUGAAGGUGGAAGAUAUCCUGGAGGGGAACCAGGUGCACCCAGACUGCCGACCACGCACCGCGAACCAGAACGCAACUUACUCCUCCAUGGAAAACGUGCCCAUCUACAGGUGCUGCUUUGGAAAGCAGCAGACCGCCCUGAUCCACCGGCUGUGGAUAUCACCGCGUUUGGAUGGAGUAAGAAGACAGGUUCUCGUUCUGGUUGGGGGAGACUGUGUGGAUGAGAACUUUACCCGGCGCGAGCCCAACCGCAGCCUCUGGGUGGCUCGCCGUUUCCUGAAAGGACCGGGUCUGAUCAGAACCGUGGAGUGGCGUCCGCUGGCCCAGCUCCCUGACCCGCCCCGGUUCCGCCACUGCGUGUGCGUUCACCAGAACAAGCUCUACAUCAUCGGCGGCCGCAAGUACUACGGGUCCCUGGACAUUCUUAAGUCAGCGAUGAGGUUUGACCCUGUGCAGGGGAACUGGGAGCGGUUGCCAGAUAUGGCUAGUCCUAGAGAUUACUUUGCCGCUGUUUGUCUGGAUGGCAAGGUGUUUGCGUUGGGUGGUAACCGUGAUGACAUACACUACCUGGACACAGUGGAGUACUUCACACCUGAGGACAACACCUGGAGACUGGCCCAUCCUCUAGACGUAGGUCUCUGCGGCCAUGCUGCCACCGUGUGGGACGGUGAGAUCUUCGUGUCGGGCGGCUGCGAUGCCAACUUCCACUGCUUUUCCUCCUUGUGGCAUUACCACCCCAAGCGCGGCUGCUCGCCUCGUGCGUCCAUGGCGGCUGGCACGGGCCGCGCGGGUCAUGUGAUGCUCUCAGCGGCAGCCGGGCUAGUGGUGGCUGGUGGGCUGCAGCCAUCCUGGCGAGGCUACAGCGACCAGCUGCAGUGCGAGAUCUACUGCCCGCGGCGUAACACCUGGACACUCUUCCCUGUGCUGCCCCGGCCGCACUUGUCGCCGGCCGCAGCCGAGGUGGAUGGCCAACUAUAUGUGCUGGGGGGGUCGUCGGCGGACACUGCGCGCGACACGGCGUGGGUGCACCGCUACGACCCGCGGGAGGGCCGAUGGGAUAAGCUGGGGGCUAUGCCGCGACCCUACGCCGAUCUUUGUGCCUGUGCACUGCAGCUGCCCGCUGGGGUGCAAGUGUAGUAGAGACACACAAACACACACACACACACAUACACACACACAAAUAAACAUAGACAUUAAUGCAAAUACUCACACACUUACACCCGCCCACCCACAUUGUAUACCAGGGGUGGAACGGUACAUGUACUGUAUUCGUAUUGAACCAAUGAACCGAAACGGUACGGGCGUCACAGUUCGGUGCAUGAAUUUACACGGAGAAUACAAUAGGCUACAUAAAACUUGCGUGCGAAUUCAUUAAUGUAAUGCGGAAUUACUGUUAAAUACGAGAGUCACGAGAGUUCUUUAGCGACACCUAAUCUGUAGCCCCGCCUUAGCUCUGAAGCUCUGAUUGGCGCCUAUGUUAUUUUUUUGUCAGGUCGACGGUCGAGUCAGUCAGUCAGAGAUAGCAGCACUAAGGACGAGUAUGGCGAGUGGUGGCGACCCACAAGAGUUAGAGGAUCCCCUGGUCUCUUUAAGAUCGCAAGUUUGAGAACUUCAGUUACAGUAGUACAGGCGAGAGAGUGGUGUUGGCGUUGUUCAGCAGUAGUUUGGUAUGUGAGUGGAAAUACAUCGAACAUGCUAACACAUAUCCGACGCCAUCACCCAGAUGUACGUUACCAAUCACUGGAAUGAGACCAAAAAAAAAAACUUCUCCCAACAGUGCUUCACCAACCUUCAGAUACA